AUGUUCGCCACCCGGAUCGCUAACCUUGUCUCGACAGUUCCCGACAAGCUAAGCCCGGGUUACAUCUUUGUCGGCCCGUACGAAGCGUCCAAUUCCGGCCCGUAUAUCUAUGAUGAUGAGGGGAACCUAGUCUGGAGCGGCUGGGGUAACUCGGGCCCCGGAAAUGCCCACGGCAUGCACGUUUGCAAAUACAAGGGAAAGGAUCACUUGUGUUUCUUUCAGGGUGUUCAACAGAAUGGGUAUUGUCGAGGUCAUGGAGUCAUCAUGGAUGACCACUAUCGCAUCGUCCGAACCGUGGUUCCCGGAGGCGGCAUGGCAUCCAGCGAUAUGCACGAAUUCAUGCCUAUCAAUGACGGCAAGACUGCCUUGAUGACGGUCUACCAGCAGCGACAGUUCGACAUGUCCACGUGGAACGUGAAAUCCGGCAUGGGAUGGGUGAUGGAGAGUAUCUUCCAGGAGGUGGAUGUGGAGACCAACGAAGUUCUGUUCGAGUGGAAGUCCCUCGACCACGUCGACCCUUCGGAUGCCUACACCUGGCCGAGUCACACUGAUACUUCGGGCACUGGGCUGGACCCGCGCUCGCCCUGGGAUUACUUCCAUAUCAACUCGAUCGACAAGAACGCCGACGGCGAUUAUUUGAUCUCUUCGCGCCACACGUGCGCAAUCUACAAGAUCUCCGGCAAGGAUGGAUCAAUCAUCUGGCGGUUGCAUGGAGCGCAUCCGACGUUUAAGAACAUCAACUUCAGUUUCUCGCAGCAGCACGACGCGCGGUGGCUUGGUGAAAACUCCACCCACACUCUGCUGUCUCUGUACAACAACGGGUACAAUGGGUUCAACCGCACCCACGACUUCUCCUCGGGUAUGAUCAUCUUGAUCGAUCACCAAGAUAACACCGCCACUCAGCUGCACGACUACUCUCCUCCCGGCAAGACCAUGAUCAGCUCCAGCCAGGGUAAUAUGCAAGUGCUUCCGAACAAGAAUGUAUUCAUUGGGUGGGGUAACAACGCUUAUGUUUCGGAACAUGACGAAGAAGGCAACGUGCUGCUCUGGGGUUAUAUCGACAAGGAUCGCAUCAUGAACUACCGGGCGCAAAAGUUCGAAUGGGAUGGGAUGCCUACCGACGUGCCGGCUCUCUGGACGUACUCGCAAUCUACCGACACCUUCUCUCCGACGACGUUCUACGUCAGCUGGAACGGAGCUACGCGUGUGAAGUACUGGCGGUUCUACGGCGCGACCAACUCCACUGGCCCGUAUAUGCUCAUCAAGCAGACCGAAAAGAGAGGAUUCGAAACGAGCUACUCGGCACCGCACUUCUACCGCUGGACCUACGCGGAGGCGGUGGAUGUGGAGGGCAAGGUUCUGGGCAAGUCGCGCAGCAUGUUCACCUUCACGCCGUCGCCCGAUCUCCAGGGCUACUGUGGCCGGGAGUCAUGUGAGAAUGCGCAGACGUAUGGAAUGCCCGGCGAGGAGGGCGCUGGACCUGCCAUUCCCCCGGCUGGAAUUAACACCGUUCCUUGGGUCGAUCCUGAUCACCCUGAUGCACACUUCGAUUGGGGUCAGACCGGAGAUGAUGAUGAUGAGAGCGAGAGCGGGUCCGGCAAUUUGAAGAAUGUUUAUGAUAACAACGUGGGAUGGAUCGCCCCGGUCUUCGGCUUUGUCGUUACCAUCGUGGCCAUCUAUACGAUCAUGCGGAUAUACCGGCGCCAACAGCAAUUUAGCCGGGUGAAGGAGAGGGCAUCGACGGAGAGUGUCGAUAGGAUCGAGAGGUCCAAGCCCUGGACGGAAUCGGAGGAGACGCCGUGGUGGCAUUGGCGGCGCUGGACGAAGUCACAGGAGCCACCGCGGUAUUUUCCGUUGGCAGAACAACGGAGUCCAUCCUGGCGAGCGGAAGGACAAUAUGUGCGAUAG
Molecule: messenger RNA, 1908 nt
Organism: Aspergillus tubingensis
Lineage: Eukaryota; Fungi; Ascomycota; Eurotiomycetes; Eurotiales; Aspergillaceae
Product: arylsulfotransferase family protein
Exons: 4
Coding region: 1-1908 (635 amino acids)
Source: RefSeq, a predicted model, not a curated record